AUGGCCCCCAAGACUCACAGCCGAGCUCGAAAGCCCGUUGUUCAGAUCCUUGAUCCUCAACAGGACAUAAAGAGGACUACUUCUUUGACAGCACAGACAGACCCAUCGGGUCAUCCCUCGCAGAUCGAAGGCGACACGAGCCCUUCGCAAGCGGAAUCCAAGUUUCUAGAUCCCUCCGCAUCAUUCGGUGUGGAUAUUCCUGUGCAUCCCAUAAACUUUUUGGAAGGUCGUGAAACUUGCACAGUGCUUGAUCUCAUUUCUGUCCCUCUUCCAUCCCCUAUCCAUGCCCAUAAAAAGGACAUUAGACGAUCGACCCGGGGGGUCGCGAAGACAGACAUCGAGAUACCUGUAGGGGAGAAGCUGGAGCAGGUUGUCUUUGUUCCCAACCUUCCCGAUCAGUUCCUUGCUCCCGGAAUGGGGUUGAUGAAGCGACUUAGGCUUGAUCUUCGUGGUUCCAGUGAUGAUCGUCAGCUAUCAGGCAAAAUCUGUGCUGCGUCUACUCAGCGCGGCCUCGCGCCCAUCUUGUAUUCUGAGAAAGAUGUGGAGACUUAUCUCCGUCAGACAGUUGACAUACCUGUAUCACUCAUAGCACAGCGUCUGCUCGAUGAAGGGCUUGGGACAUCUCUCGACGAAGGUGGAGAGCCUUUGAACGGCCAUGAACGCAGCCUUCAACUGCCCUUUGUCUCAGCUGCUCCUUCCACAUAUGUUGAUCCUCAUGGUGUAUCAAGGGCCAUUGUCCUGGACGCGCUGCAUGUGCUGAAGCUCGAUUUUCACCCACAUGACGUGAACAAGGAAGAAGGACGAACUUAUCCUCUAGCGUACGUUCUUCGUGAGGACAAAACCCCGCAUAUCCUACCCGAGAACCCUGAAUUGAGUCCAUUGCAUGAAUUCUUCGUCACUCGCAAAGACGUCGACAUGUUUGACAACGCUACGGAUGACAAUACACUGCCAGCAUCGAGAUUUGUGCCUCCCACGUCGAAAUCCGCGGGAGAUAGAAUGUCGAUUGGGUCGAAGAUUUUAUCCACACAGAACUGGGUGUACAAUACGCCUUUCAGUAUUUUGAGCUCCUAUUAUUCGACAAUAUUCUCGUAUUAUCACAAGGGCUGCCUCUACUUCUCCAGAUCUUAUCCAAAAGGGCCCGAAGCUUUCUGCACUCAAGUCUGCUGGUGCCUUGCUGCGUCAGGUCUUUUCAAAGACACAUUUGGAUCUGCUCCUCUUCUACCUAAGGUUGAUGUGACAUGGUGGACGCCGAGGAUGAAGGCGUACCAGAUAGCCGGGAACGUUCCACUGGCACGCACCGACAAACUCAUCGCUCGAAAGGAGGCGAAAGCGUUUAAGGUCAAGAAAUUGAAGGAAGAAGAUGAACAUGUUCGACAUGCGAUAAAAGGCAGUACAGUUGGUGAAGAGAUUGAGAAGACGAAUGACGAGAUAGCACAAGGGCGGGAGAGGUAUGAUAACACUACAAGGGUAUUGCAGGAGGAGAUAAUUCGGGAGACCUCUUCUGCAUCUGCCGCAUCUACCGCAUCUUCAGCCUUGGCUGUCACUUCCGCCUGUAAGGCUCCGUAA
Stereum hirsutum FP-91666 SS1 is the source of this 1566-nucleotide messenger RNA. RefSeq lists its product as uncharacterized. The record is from RefSeq and is a predicted model, not a curated record. Lineage: Eukaryota; Fungi; Basidiomycota; Agaricomycetes; Russulales; Stereaceae. The coding region runs from base 1 to 1566 and encodes 521 amino acids. The transcript is spliced from 4 exons.